Molecule: messenger RNA, 1095 nt
Organism: Schistosoma turkestanicum
Lineage: Eukaryota; Metazoa; Platyhelminthes; Trematoda; Strigeidida; Schistosomatidae
Source: the annotation of a GenBank genome assembly
GACAGAUAUUGGAUAUUGGAAAUUGAAGAAGGGGUAGAGGGAAGUCAAACUUAGGCGGGACUCACGCUUUUAUUAUGAACAAUCUAAGGAAGUUAGCUAAUGUCGGCAUCGUAGGUGGAGGUUUUGUUGGUUCUGUUGCAGCUAUCGCAUUAGGUUUUUCCCAGUCAUUAUAUACUGUGGAUGGAGGUCAUCGAGCAAUUAUGUUUAGUCGCAUUGGUGGAGUGCAAGAUGAAAUAUAUAACGAAGGUUUACACUUCAGAAUACCCUGGUUUCAGUACCCCGUUAUAUAUGAUAUUAGAUCUCGACCACGAAAAGUUACGUCACCUACUGGUAGCAAAGAUCUUCAAACAAUUAACAUCACAUUGCGCGUGUUGUUUCGACCUGAAAUACCUCAACUCCCAUCAAUAUAUCGUACACUGGGUACUGAUUAUGACGAACGUGUUUUGCCAUCAAUAGUCAAUGAGGUUGUAAAGGCAGUUGUUGCAAAGUUUAAUGCUAGUCAGUUAAUUACUCAGCGUCAGCAGGUUUCAUUACUGAUUCGUAAACAGCUAGUUGAACGGGCUAUUGAUUUCCAUAUAAUCAUUGAUGAUGUUUCCAUCACUGACUUGACUUUUUCACAGGUUUACUCUGCUGCUGUUGAAGCUAAACAGAUUGCUUUACAAGAAGCACAACGUGCACAGUUCCUCGUAGAACGUGCAAAACAAGAACGUCAGCAAAAGAUAGUUACUGCUGAAGGUGAGGCCCAGGCUGCGAAACUUAUUGGUGAUGCCCUUUCCCAGAACCCUGGGUAUCUUAAGCUUCGAAAAAUAAAAGCAGCAACGCAAAUUGCUAGAACGAUUGCUCAAUCUCAAAACCGUGCAUUUUUAGAUUCUGGCUCUUUAAUCCUCAAUGUUGCUGAUCCUAAAUUCGAUGCUGGUCUGGAUAUUCUAAAGAAAAAAUAAAUCGAAUUGUUGCAUAGUAUUGGCACUUUUAAAACCUUUAGACUAGCAUUUCCAAAUGUGUUUUGCUUCAUAUGUCACGUUUUUCGAUUUAAUUGAACACACAAACUUCCUGUGAAUAUUUUUAGUGUACAGGCGAAUAAAAGAUAUAACGUUA